GGCAAGGAGACAUGCUCUGUCUCCUCCAGGUUCUCCUUGUCGUCUUCCGAUCCGGGGGAGGCACCUGCAGUGGCGGGAAGCGCGACCAAGGAGGAAGGAGUUGUGCCUCCUCAGCAAAAGGACGCCGAUGCGCAGGAAGACGCCGCCAGCCCGGAUGCUGUUAGUGACAGCGACACAAGCAUGACCCUCUCGCCAGCUGCCGUCACAAACAGCCCGGAGUACCAGACGGCAUUGCCCGCCCGAGUGAUUGGCAGACCCAAGAUGGUAUCCAUUGGGAAGGCCGACGAGGCAACCGCUACGACCAAGACGAAGAGACAGAGCCCCAUCCGACGGCUUGCCGCCAAGCUCGGGGCAAAGGCGGUGCGGAGGGAGGUGGCGAUAUACAAACCGAGAGAGUGUGUGGUCCCGGAAGACCGGGAGGCCGAGGGCGAGAGUCAGAGCACGACGGCCGAGGGCGGCACGGGGACGAGGCGGUCCCGCCGCCUGCUCGAUAAGCAGCAAAAGGAGCAGCCGCGGUCGGCGAGCCAGCAGAGCGCCGUGUCCAAGAGCUCGUCGUCGGACGGCGCUUCUCCGCCCAGGGCGUCCAGGCUGAGGAAGGAGAACAAGAGUUCGAGUACCAGCCCUGGGAGCGGUAGCAGGGCGGACUGGGACCCUUUGGGCGCACAAGGCCAGAACAAGACAGGGGCUGCGCCUUCUCUGUCCCUGAUGAUGGCCGACUGGGAGAUUGCGCCGGGCAGGAUCCGCGUCAGGGAUGACAGGGAGGGCAUAGUUGAGAGUGAGUGGUCGCCUUACCAUUGCUGUUAAGCCGAUGGUCCCCAUCAGCUACCUAGGGUACCUUACCCACGACAAGCCCCUUAUUUCUAGGGGCAAACUUUAAGAACUGCCAUUGACUAUUUAAUAUGUUCUCUUCU
Thermothelomyces thermophilus ATCC 42464 is the source of this 911-nucleotide messenger RNA. RefSeq lists its product as uncharacterized. Lineage: Eukaryota; Fungi; Ascomycota; Sordariomycetes; Sordariales; Chaetomiaceae. The coding region runs from base 181 to 804 and encodes 207 amino acids. The record is from RefSeq and is a predicted model, not a curated record. The transcript has a single exon.